This is a messenger RNA of Stylonychia lemnae, 1350 nucleotides long. The record is from the annotation of a GenBank genome assembly. Lineage: Eukaryota; Ciliophora; Spirotrichea; Sporadotrichida; Oxytrichidae.
AUGAUUACAGAUGUGACUUAAGAAAGUUUAAUUACACCAGAGAGAACUAAGGAAAAAGAUGCCACUGUAUAGAAGAGGAAAAAGCAUAAGCAUGAUCAUGCCCAUAAAGACUCAAAUUCACAUAGUCAUGAUCACGGUCAUAAGCAUAGCAAGAAAUCACAUGAUCACUGCCACGAAGAUCAUAGCCAUGAUCAUAGUGACGAUGAAGAGUCUGGACAUUCCCAUUCACAUUCAAUCUCUGCAAAGAAAGUCAAAAAAGAAAAAGUGAUUACAAAGGAUUAGUUAUAUCACUAAGCCUCUGAGAGACUAAUCCUUUAUAUCACUGUAAUCGGCUCAUUCUCACUUGUGGAGGGGAUGUUGGGAUUGUUCCAUGCCAAUGUACAUCUAAUAAGAGAUUUCAUGAAUACUCUGCUGAUGCUUUGCUCUCUUGGGUUUAGCGCAAAGGCUUUAUAGCUUUCUUUUAAAUCAAAGACUAAUAGUUUCUAAUUCGGGUAUAGGAGGUUCAACGUACUAGCUGCUUUCGUAAACUCAGUGUAUUUGCUGUUUAGCUUUGUGUUUGGAUUCGUUGACAACCUCCAUCAUAUGGUUGAACACUGGGAGACAGAUUAAAAUCUAGACGGAUCAGCAGCCUCUUUAGUUAUAAGCACAGAUAACUUACUUAGCAACAUCACAACAAAAGCAGCAAAGAUUGCUAAGAUGAGAAGCAUUCAUGAUGAACCUACUCACAUAUUAGAGAUGAACUAGUAUCUUACUCUUUUCACUCUCCUAAAAAUAGGCAUUUUCGGCAUGUAUCUAUACUUUGAAAGCAGAAACUACAAUAUCGACACAUAUAUGCAAGACAAUUGGUUUGGUUGGGAACCAUUCUUUGAAAAAAAUCAAGUAAAGUAGAAGUUGAAGUUAGUAAGUCAAUGGGACUCUUUUAGAAUGAACCUCUACUCUAUUUCAUUAGUCAUUGCUUGCGAGUUCAUUGGUAGCAUUGGAAACAUUUGGAUUUACUUUAUCUGUGCUAACUUUGGACUUAUUGAGAACUUACUAAGCAUCCUUAAAGGCCUCGCAAUAAUAUUUGUAGCUGCCCCAGUUUGCAUCGACUAGUGUUAUGUUCUGCUACAGCAAGUGCAUCCUGAGUAGCUGACCAGAGUGCUUGAAUUAAAGAAGGAGAAGAUCCUGCUAAUAGAGGGAGUGACUAUGAUCAGGUUUCAGCAUCUCUGGUGUCUUGAUAAGAGCUACAGAAUCAUAUCCUACGUGAUAGAAAUCAAAGAGAGUGCAGACCCUGAUCUUGUGAAGAAGAGAAUAGAGAAGAUGUUUAUUAACAAAUACUGUCAGAAAAUAUACAUUCACAUUCGUUAAUGA